Canis lupus familiaris (dog) is the source of this 1887-nucleotide messenger RNA. RefSeq names its product basic proline-rich protein-like. The transcript has 2 exons. The coding region runs from base 1 to 1887 and encodes 628 amino acids. The record is from RefSeq and is a predicted model, not a curated record. NCBI's taxonomy places the organism in Eukaryota, Metazoa, Chordata, Mammalia, Carnivora, Canidae.
AUGCAGCAAGCACCCGUGGACCCAUUCCUGGGCCGGGAGCCGGGGCGUCGCCCAUCUGAGCAGGACCAAGCCUGCGUUCAAGGCCCAGGGAGGGCUUGUGGCCGACAGGUGCCCCACCAACCCGAGGGCGUGGCUCGGACCCGGCGGCCUCCAGCCGGGGAGCCUGCAGCCGGGGGCCUCCAGUCGGGGGGCCUCCAGUCGGGGCGGCCUCCAGCCAGGGAGCCUGCAGCUGGGGAGGCUGCAGCCGGGGGACCUCCAGCCGGGGGAGCCUCCAGCCGGGGGGCCUCCAGCCGGGGCGGCCUCCAGCCGGGGAGCCUCCAGCCGGGGCGGCCUCCAGCCGGGGAGCCUCCAGCCGGGGAGCCUCUACUCGGGGAGCCUCCAGCCGGGGAGCCUCCAGCCGGGGCAGCCUCCAGCCGGGGAGCCUCUACUCGGGGAGCCUCCAGCCGGGGAGCCUCCAGCCGGGGCAGCCUCCAGCCGGGGAGCCUCUACUCGGGGAGCCUCCAGCCGGGGAGCCUGCAGCCGGGGGCCUCCAGUCGGGGGGCCUCCAGCCGGGGCGGCCUCCAGUCGGGGCGGCCUCCAGUCGGGGGGCCUCCAGCCGGGGAGCCUCCAGCCGGGGGGCCUCCAGCCGGGGCGGCCUCCAGCUGGGGCGGCCUCCAGCCGGGGCGGCCUCCAGUCGGGGCGGCCUCCAGCCGGGGAGCCUGCAGCUGGGGAGCCUGCAGCCGGGGGACCUCCAGCCGGGGGACCUCCAGCCGCGGAGCCUCCAGUUGGGGCGGCCUCCAGCGGCCUCCAGCCGGGGAGCCUCCAGCCGGGGCGGCCUCCAGCCGGGGAGCCUCUACUCGGGGAGCCUGCAGCCGGGGAGCCUGCAGCCGGGGGGCCUCCAGCCAGGGAGCCUCCAGCCGGGGGGCCUCCAGCCAGGGAGCCUCCAGCCGGGGAGCCUCCAGCCGGGGCAGCCUCCAGCCGGGGAGCCUCUACUCGGGGAGCCUCCAGCCGGGGAGCCUCCAGCCAGGGAGCCUCCAGCCGGGGGGCCUCCAGCCGGGGGGCCUCUACUCGGGGAGCCUCCAGCCGGGGAGCCUCCAGCCGGGGCGGCCUCCAGCCGGGGAGCCUCCAGCCGGGGCGGCCUCCAGCCGGGGAGCCUCUACUCGGGGAGCCUGCAGCCGGGGAGCCUGCAGCCGGGGGGCCUCCAGCCGGGGAGCCUCCAGCCGGGGGGCCUCCAGCCGAGGGGCCUCCAGCCAGGGAGCCUCCAGCCGGGGAGCCUCCAGCCGGGGCAGCCUCCAGCCGGGGAGCCUCUACUCGGGGAGCCUCCAGCCGGGGAGCCUCCAGCCAGGGAGCCUCCAGCCGGGGAGCCUCCAGCCGGGGGUCCUCCAGCCGGGGGGCCUCUACUCGGGGAGCCUCCAGCCGGGGAGCCUCCAGCCGGGGCGGCCUCCAGCCAGGGAGCCUCCAGCCGGGGAGCCUCCAGCCGGGGAGCCUCUACUCGGGGAGCCUCCAGCCGGGGGGCCUCCAGCCGGGGGGCCUCCAGCCGGGGCGGGCGCGGUUCCUCGGCGGACCCCGGACAGAAACUACGCGUCCCGGCAGUCGGCGGGGCCGGGGGCGGGGCGGGGCGUGGGCGUGGCCGGGGCCGUGGGCGGGGCCUGGCGGGGGCGGGGCCAGGGCGGGCGGUGGGCGUGGCCAGCGGGGGCGUGGCCGUGCGGUGGGCGUGGCCGGCGGCGGGGCGGGGCGGGCGAGGGCGCAUUGUGUCGCGAGCGCCGGGCCGCAUUUGUCUGGUCGCGGGGCUGCGGGACGAGCGUGGCGGCCGCCGGCCCCCGCCCGGGGCGAGGCGUCCGGGGCGGCGCGGCGGCGGCCGAGGGCAUGAGGGCGGCCGGCGGGCGGCUGGGCGCGGGGCGCUGCUAG